AUGUCAGAACCGCCUCGCGCCCCUCUGCCGCCGCUGCGAAUCGGCACCCGGAGGUCCAACCUGGCCGUCGUCCAGGCCGAGGGCAUCCGCGACAGCCUGCAGCGCAUCGCGCCCGACCGCGCCUUUGAGAUUGUCGCCCUUCACACGCUGGGCGACAAGGACAAGUCGACGGAGCUGUACAACUUUGGCGCAAAGAACCUGUGGACGGCGGAGCUGGAGGACAAGCUGACGUCUCGGGAUCUGGAUGUCAUUGUUCACUGCCUCAAAGACAUGCCCACAAGGCUGCCUGAAUCGUGCGAUCUGGCGGCCAUUCCCCUCCGUGACGACCCCCGCGAUGCUCUCAUCGUCAAGGCGGGCAUGCCCUACACCACUCUCAAGACCCUUCCCGAGGGCGCAAUCGUCGGCACCUCUUCAGUCCGCCGGUCGGCCCAGCUGCGCCGCCUGUACCCCCAUCUGCGCUUCGCCAAUCUGCGCGGCAACGUAGAGACUCGCCUCGCCAAGGUGGACGAUCCAGAGAGCGAGUACACGUGCAUGAUCAUGUCCGCCGCGGGGCUCGAGCGCGUCGGCCUCAAGCAUCGCAUCAACCAGUACUUGGGCUCCAAGGACGGCGGCAUCUUGCAUGCCGUCGGGCAGGGAGCGCUGGGACUUGAGAUACGAAAGGGGGAUGAUGCGGUCUUGGAGCUGCUUGGUCGGUUGGCGGAUGAAAAGUCGACGCUUGCUUGUCUUGCGGAGAGGGCGUUGUUGUAUACCCUUGAGGGGGGUUGUACUGUUCCCAUUGGGGUUGAGACGGAGUGGGUUGGUGACGGGGCGCGGGUUCUGAGGAUGAGGGCGAUUGUUGUGAGUCUGGAUGGGACGAGGAGUGUUGAGGACUCUCUCGAUGCGGAGGUUCGUACGAAUGAUGAGGCUCGGGCGUUUGGAAAGGAGUUGGCGGAGAGGCUUGUCAAGGCCGGUGCGGAUGCGAUUUUGAAGGAGAUUGUUGCCAAUCGACCGCCCAAGAAUUGA
Messenger RNA from Trichoderma reesei QM6a, 1002 nucleotides. Its product is annotated as porphobilinogen deaminase-like protein. Gene Ontology annotation, molecular function: hydroxymethylbilane synthase activity. The record is from RefSeq and is a predicted model, not a curated record. The coding region runs from base 1 to 1002 and encodes 333 amino acids. Gene Ontology annotation, cellular component: cytoplasm. Gene Ontology annotation, biological process: heme biosynthetic process. The transcript has 2 exons. Lineage: Eukaryota; Fungi; Ascomycota; Sordariomycetes; Hypocreales; Hypocreaceae.